GGUCUCCAUCUCCCAGCAGAAGGCGCAGCCAUGAAUCCGUUAUUCGGUCCCAACCUCUUCCUCCUACAGCAGGAGCAGCAGGGCCUGGCCGCGCCGCUGGGGGACCCUCUGGGAGGUGAUCCCUUCGCCGGCGGAGGGGACCUGGGCCCGGCGCCGCUCGCCCCGGUCGGCCCCGCUGCCUACUCGCCGCCCGGGCCGGGGCCGGCGCCCCCCGGGGCCAUGGCGCUCCGAAAUGACCUGGGCUCCAACAUCAACGUGCUCAAGACCCUGAACCUCCGCUUCCGCUGCUUCCUGGCCAAGGUGCAUGAGCUGGAGCGCCGGAACCGGGCUCCGUACCCUACCCAUGUUCUUGUUCUCCCCAUGUCUGCCAGGUGGGAAGAGGAGUACACAGUUCGCCUACAGCUGCAGGAGCGAGUGAAUGAGCUCCAGGAGGAAGCCCAAGAGGCGGACGCCUGCCAGGAGGAGCUGGCCAUGAAGGUGGAGCAGCUGAAGGCUGAGCUUGUGGUCUUCAAGGGGCUCAUGAGCAAUAACUUGUCAGAGCUGGACACGAAGAUCCAGGAGAAGGCCAUGAAGGUGGACAUGGACAUCUGUCGCCGCAUCGACAUCACCGCCAAGCUCUGCGACGUGGCUCAGCAGCGCAACUGCGAGGACAUGAUCAAGAUGUUCCAGAAGAAGCUGGUCCCGUCCAUGGGGGGGCGGAGGCGGGAGCGCAAGGCUGCCAGCGAGGAGGACCCCUCGGUGUUGGAGAGCGACGGGCCCCGCCCGCCCGAUGGGGAGGAGGAGGAGAGCGCAGCCCUCUGCAUCAACGAGGAGAUGCAGCGCAUGCUCAACCAGCUGAGGGACUAUGAUUUUGAGGACGACUGUGACAGCCUGACUUGGGAGGAGACUGAGGAGACGCUGCUGCUGUGGGAGGAUUUCUCCGGCUAUGCCAUGGCAGCGGCCGAGGCCCAGGGCGAGCAACCGGAAGACAGUUUGGAGAAGGUGAUCAAAGACACGGAGUCCCUGUUCAAAACCCGGGAGAAGGAGUAUCAGGAGACCAUUGACCAGAUAGAGCUAGAGCUGGCCACAGCCAAGAACGACAUGAACCGGCACCUGCACGAGUACAUGGAGAUGUGCAGCAUGAAGCGGGGCCUGGACGUGCAGAUGGAGACCUGCCGCCGGCUCAUCACCCAGUCUGGAGACCGAAAGUCUCCUGCUUUCGCCGCUGUCCCACUUAGCGAGCCGCCGCCACCGCCAAGCGAGGCCGAGGACCCCGACCGCGAUGUCUCAUCUGACAGCGCCCUGAGAUAGGGGCCUGCCCGCACCCUGGCUCCUCACUGCGGGGCAGGGCCCGUGGUGGCGCUAGGCUUGGCCCUGCCCCUCCUGGGUGACCCCCACCUCCGCUGGGGCAUCCCUGCCUCACACGUGGGCAUCUGCUACUCCCCCAUCUUCUAAAACGCUGCCAGACCUGCCCCUUCACCCCAUGGCCUCAUGCCAGCUGUCUACCCCCAUACUGGUGCUAACUGGCCCAGGCAGGGGUACGAAGCGGAUGGUGGCUUGUGCCACACCUGUUGGGGGCAGCCAGAAGGGAGAAGGGGGAUGGGCAGGAUGCGGUCCCAGUGCCCACCUGACAGAGGCGACUGCCCUUCCCCCUCUGUGGGGCAGAGUGCCCGGCCCCGGGAGCAGACUGGUGCAGUGCCCUGGAGGAGCGGGAACUCUGGCUCAGCUCCCAGUCUGUGUGGAGGGAGGAAGGGAGCGGGCAGCAGGGGAAGCUGCGUGCACGCGCACAGGCUGGCUGUGUGUGCGCGCGCGUGCGUGCGUGCUCAGGGGCUUGCCUUCAUCAGCCACAGAUGUGCCUCCUCCGUGUCUGUUGCACGUGAGACCGAUAGGCUGAGUAAGGGUAUCCCGGACUUGCAGAAAUUGGGAAGGCGUGAUUGCGAAUGUAACUGCUGACAAUUGGAUGGAACCUUUAAUAAUGAAACUGGCCAUUAUUUAUCAAGCA
Messenger RNA from Echinops telfairi (small Madagascar hedgehog), 1981 nucleotides. RefSeq names its product intermediate filament family orphan 1 (gene IFFO1). The record is from RefSeq and is a predicted model, not a curated record. The transcript has 10 exons. Lineage: Eukaryota; Metazoa; Chordata; Mammalia; Afrosoricida; Tenrecidae. The coding region runs from base 31 to 1290 and encodes 419 amino acids.